Molecule: messenger RNA, 1230 nt
Organism: Gongylonema pulchrum
Lineage: Eukaryota; Metazoa; Nematoda; Chromadorea; Rhabditida; Gongylonematidae
Source: the annotation of a GenBank genome assembly
AUGACUCCACUCGGCACUUUCCUCGAUCAGAUCGCUGGAACGGGGUUGCUGGCAUUUGCUGUAAUGAUGGUCAUCGAUCCACGCAAUAAGAUACCACCGGCAGCGCAUGCUGUACUAUUCGGCAUAGCGCUUCUGGUCAUCGGUUGCGGAUUUGGAGCCAACUGCGGUUAUCCGCUGAACCCGGCGAGGGACUUUGUACGCGCCAUGGCUUCCAUAUUUGGCCGUUUGCUAUUUUCUGAUGAUAUCCACAAGCGGUUGAAACAAUUUCAGGACGAGGUGCAAAAACUCGCACGGCAAAAGGAAAUGGUACUGAAGGGCUCGUUGGAUGGGCACUAUUUUCAACGCCGCUGCUUGGAUCUGAAGAAACAGUUGGCUAAUUACACGCGUAAAUUGGAUGGAAUGAAUAAGAAUGUGGAUGGAUGGAAUGAGAGCAAGGAUGAGGAAGAACUGGCAAUUUUGUCGAAUCAAGCAAGAGAAGCCAACAAACCAGUCAGUGCAGUGGCACCAGAAACAGAUAGGAACGAAGAUGAAGUGGAAUCGUCUGAGCAUUACACGGUACAGGAGCGAGAAAUGGCUGAGCAUUCGGUGCCGGAAUCACACUCAAAUGCAAAUAACGGCUCAGAACAUCCAGCGGAUGAAGGACAACAAGCGGUAGAGAAUACAGACAUGAGGAAAUCUGAUGUACGAAAAGGAGUGGCAGUAGAAGACAAAUGGUUCGUUGCUGUGGCUGAUUUUGAAGCGCAGGAAAGCAGCGAUUUAAGCAUAAAGCAGGGAGAACAACUGAUAAUCAUUGCUACGAGGGAAGAUGGCUGGUGGUUAGCGCAAAAUGAGCAUGGGAUUCGGGGGUACGUUCCGAAAACGUUUUUAAAAGCCUGUAAAGCGCCUGAAGGAACUAAGGAAGAUAAAACGAGAAAAAGAAUGAAUGAACCUGUACCAACGCCUCGCAAAAGAACUACAACUGAAGUUAAAAGCCGAGCAUCAGCAAGAAGUGAAAAUGGUGCAGCUGCAAAGCAAAGGACAGCAACAGAUUUCGGAGAAAAAGCGAAAAUAAGUGAAAAAACUAGCAAUAUGUCAAUGCCCGUUGCAAAACAAAAGGAAAGGACUGAGACAAUGAUUCUGGAAGAGUCAAUAUCUGAAAAUACCGAAGAUUCAGAAGCAGAAAGUGAUAAAUUAAAAGCCAGUGCGUCGAAGGUAAAAUCGUCGGGGAGUUCUAUUCCUCAGGUAAAUUAA